This is a messenger RNA of Brienomyrus brachyistius, 5862 nucleotides long. Its product is annotated as unconventional myosin-X-like. The record is from RefSeq and is a predicted model, not a curated record. Gene Ontology annotation, biological process: signal transduction. Lineage: Eukaryota; Metazoa; Chordata; Actinopteri; Osteoglossiformes; Mormyridae. The coding region runs from base 537 to 2870 and encodes 777 amino acids. The transcript has 13 exons. Gene Ontology annotation, cellular component: cytoskeleton.
AGCUGUCACGCACGGCCAGGGCGAGCUCUUCCGAGCUAUGAGUCCCGGGCGGCAUGCAGUCGGGGGUCUGGUACUGAUGGUGUGUGAGGGUGCUACUCCCUUACGGAAAGCUGCACUACGAAUCACCGCUGGAAAAGUACGGCUGGAUUAAUUCUAGGGCGCAUCUAAGGUCGCCCGGCCGAAGACUUUAACAACUUCUUGAUCCGCAAAAUCAGCGCCGGGAAAUUUAGGAGAGCGGAAAGACUCCUACUGCACGGGAAACGGAUCCAGCGAUACUUUGGUCGCAUGUCUGCGAAUUGGGACGCGUCUCAUGCGGAGUUAAUGCAAUUAAAUAUGUGCGACAUGUUUCGCAUCAGUUUUAGAGUUUAGGGCUCCCUUAUAUAGCAUAUAUUGGAUACCCAAAAUGAGUUUCGAGUUAGACGGUGUUUCCGUCUGAGUUUCGGUACGGAUUGUCCUAAAAGCGCAGCGCAGAGGUAUCGGCGGAUGCUGUCUGUACGGCGGGGGGUUGUCAGAGACACCGACCCAUCUCUAUUUGAAUGUCUUUGCAAGGACUUAGCUUACUGUGCUGCAGGUUCAGUUUUCCUGGGAGAGACUAUGGGGAAAAAGAGGAGGAAGAAUCACUUGAAUUGCGAACCAAGGACGACUCUGCAUGCAAUGGCCGGGGCCCACCGGAGGUGGCGGUUUCUCAGCCUGUAUCCACAGUCAAUGGACUCAUUAGCCGGGUGGAGGUGCCGGAAGAGAGGAGGGGUCUGAUCAGCCUGAAGAAGUCGGAUCAGACUGAGAAGAAUAGAGUGGGCUUGGAGCCGGAUGCAGACUUUCCGCUGAAAGGUUGGUUGUACCGAGAUGUGCAGGAGAGCUGGAUCCGACAGCGGCGACAGUGGUUCGUUCUCACACAGGACUCGCUGGACUGCUACAACGGUCAGGAGAAGAGUUCACGAAGGCUGGGCAGCCUGGUCCUCACGAGUCUCUGCUCGGUCAUCUGGCCGGACAAGCAGACCUACAAGGAAACCGGCUACUGGAGCAUCACGGUCUACGGCCGGAAGCACUGUUAUCGGCUGUUCACCAAACACUUCAAUGAAGCGCUACAAUGGGCGUGUGCCAUCCAGAAGGUCAUAGACAGCAAGGCCCCGGUGGAGACGCCAACCCAGCUGCUAAUUCGGGACAUUGAGAAAAGCAAGUCUAAUCAGGAGGCGGUGGAACAGAUUUACCAAAAAAACCCAAUCCUGAGGUACACCCAGAGCCCGCUCUACGCCCCUCUGCUUCCCUUUCCUUAUGGAAGCUUUGACCACACCUACCACAGCGGGAAGGGCUACGGCUCGCUCCGAGAUGAGGCCGUCAAGCUGUUUAACUCGCUGCAGCAGCUGGAGGUGGCCCUGGACCCUGUGCCACUGAUGCAGGGCGUGCUGCAGACCUGCCAGGACCUGCGACCACUUCGGGAUGAGGUCUACUGCCAGCUGGUGAAGCAGACCAGUGGGGUGCCCACCCCCGACGCGCUCACUUACCUGCGCUACUGGCAGAUGCUCACCUGCAUGAGCUGCACCUUCCUGCCUGGGACACCCGUGCUCAGUUACCUGCGCUUCCACCUCCACAGAGUGCUGAGAGACCAUCCCAACACGGAGGUAGACAGCUACGCAUCGUUCAUCCUGGAGGCGCUGGCGAAGACGCGGUGCCGUGAGAACGUGCCGUCCUGCGAGGAGAUCCAGGUGCUCGUGAGGCGGCAGGAGCUGCAAUGUACAGUGCACCACCCCGGGCCAGGCUCCUGCCAGACUCCUAUCAGCUCCCACACCACCGCCGAUGAGCUCGUGAAGAAGUUGGUGAAGCAGCUCGGACUGCAAGAAAGCCGGAAUACCUUUGCACUUUUCGAGAGAAGUGGCCAGAGAGAGCGGGUCAUCGGGGGCAGCACCAUCAUCGCUGACGUGCUGACUGGCCUCUCCAGGAAGUCGGACGCAGACGCACAGAAAUGGCUGUACUUCAAGCUAUACUGCUAUAUAGACACAGAAAACAUCUUGCCUGACAGUCUUGAGUACACCUUACUUUUUGAACAGUGCCAUGAGAUGGUGGUGCGGGGUCAGCUCCCCGCCCCCGAGGAGGACCUGCAGACCCUGGCCGCUCUCCGCCUACAGAGCCUCUUCGGGGACUUCAGCACCCACUCCCCCUGCCCCCCACUGGAUGAGCUGUUCCCUGGCCAUGUGGUGGAGGCACGGGUCCUGGUCACCCUGAAGGCCGCCCACCCACAUCCUGACACCACAGCCACAUCCCAGGCCCCGCCUCCUGGCCGGCCACAGCGCUUCCGCGGCGGCUUCCUAGCGGGGGCGCUAUGGAGCCACGCGUCGAGCUCUGCCCAUAAGCAGAAGGCAGAGCAAGACCUGCGGUUGCGGGGCCGGUUGAAGGAGGAGGGGGCCGCGGUGAUGGGGGCCAUCCUGGAGCACUGGAAGGGUCUGGUGGGGUAUAGCCAGGUGGACAGCAUGGCCGCUUACCUCAGCAUCGCCAGGCGAUGGCCUGGGUUUGGCUGCACGCUCUACGACAUCGACUUCUACAUCAGCUCGACAGGCAGUUUCUGUCAGAAGCUAUGGCUGGGAGUGGGGGCGACGUCUCUGUCGCUGUACAGGCAGGGGGAGGCGGAGGCCAUGGAGUCCCUCCCCUUCAGCCAGAUCUGCUCCUAUGGAGCAUCUGAUAGCAGCACCUUCAGAGUCACUGCUGGGGACCGGGAUCUUCUGUUUGAGACCAGCAAGCCAACUGAGAUAAUGCAGUUGAUGAACGCGUACUUGAACAUCACACACCAGCAACAGGGACAGGAGGUUAUCACAGGGUCAGACGAGGUCUUCCACCAUACCCCUGCUGUCUUGGAACUACCCAGUCACCUCGUCUAAGGAGACCAGGUACCCAGCGGCAAUCACAGAGGGCCUCCAGGACUGACUGUCGGGCAGGACCCGGGGGUAUAUGCUGUCAGAUCAGGAAUUUGUUGUUGAUACUUGUUGGUUCUGAGUCAAGAGGAGGCACAGCGAUGAGUCUGUCUGCUGUGCUGAAGGAGUCUGCACUAAGCAAUGCUUUGUGUUCCUCAUGAAGGGGGCUCUGCACAAAGACAACCAUCUGAAGGUCUUCAGCUUCAGCCUCAGAUUCCUUGCCUCGUAGCUAUUGACCCCACAAAGCGUGUGAAAGUGGGAACCCCAACAGACAUUGAGUAUAAGGACUCAUCAGACAACACACAGAGUUAAAAGGCACUGAAUCAGAAGAGAAGAAGUAUACAGGCAAUAUGAAAGCAAAUUAAAAAUUGACCAACCAAAAGUAUGUUAUACCAAAUGACUUCAGUUUUUCCUUUGAUUUAAAGCUUUUUAAACUACGUUCUGUUGCUUGUCUGAAGUUAAAUCAGCAAGAAGGAAACCACGUCCAUCGUAAAGGACACUUGUAGUAGCCUUUUAUUACGUGUAACACUAGGUCUACUCCAUUGUAGUAUGCGCUAUUGACUGCAACAAAGCAAAGGCAGUAAAACCUACCUCUCUGCAGCCUGACUAACAAGAACAUUACUUUCCACAGGCCUUCACCUGCUGUCAUAAUAUGUUACUUUAACCUUUUAAACAGUGAAUUGAAGUGUUUCCCAAUCUAGUCUUCGGGAACACAUAGACAGUCCAUGUUUUUGCUCCCUCCUAUCUCUCAGGGGAGCAAAAAUGUGGCCUCUCUGCCAGGGAGCUUGGAGGGAGCAAAAACGUGGACUGGCUGUGGGUUCCUGAGGACUGGAUUGGGAAACACUGGUGUAUUGGAAUGACUGUUGGAAGGGUUUCGACUGGUUAUGUCUGAUACUGUGGAUGCUUGAAACUGUGCACGCACACAGACACACACUUGCACACACACUCAUUUUGCCAAUUCGAAUGGAAAUUCAGCCUCUCACUGACUGACAUUACACUGGUAACACAUGUAAAGAUAUACACAAUCUGAAUCCACACCUCACCAGUUUUUACCCAGUCUGACAACUGCUGAACUAUUACAAUUAUUUAUAUAAACGCUUUUGUUGUGUCAUAUAGUGGAAAUAAGUUUCUUGUACCUUUUUUGUUUGUUAUUACAAAGCACUAUAUUUGUAUUUGAUUUGCCUAAACCAAAAAUAUCAUUCAUUAUAUUUGUAAUACAAUUACAGGAUUCGUCAAGCAUGGAUUUAAAAAUUAUAGCACCCCCUGUUGGCAGUAUUGCUCUUACAUGUGUAGAUUUUCUCAUUAUUCACAGACUUUUAAAUAUUCCUCAUCCUGAAAAUUUUGUUUUAACACAAGGACCAAAAUAUCUGUCGUUACUCCCUGUUGAGGAUCUUGAUGUUUGUUUAUUCUUUCCGGAACUUCUCUAAGAGCCUUGACACUUUAAACCACAGGGAGUAAUUAAUGACAGAUAUCUGAUUGAUUAAUUACACCGUCAAAACAUUCCAUUAAUGCCCAUUGCAGAUGAGUUGUACUAAUCAUUAUAAUCGCGGUACUGCCAGCUCCAGUUGGCUCAGUACGGCUCACGCGUUUGCUCCAAGAAUACCACUACUUCCACUUUUGGAUGAAAGGGAUUCAUGUUUAUAUAGGAGUAUAAUAAUUGUAUUAACAAUAAUAAUCUGGUUUUAAAUUUUAUUUGUAUUUCUUCUAGCAUUAAUUUAUAUAGUGGUCUCUUUCCGAACAAUUCUAAAAUUGUUACACAUUUAUUUGUUAUAUUUAACUAUCUGAACAGAUAAGAAAUUAUUAGACGUUGAACUUUUGCCAAGUUUCCAGAUACAGUUUAAUUCUCCCAAGGCUUAAAAUCAGAGAAAGCCGUUUAAUACAAUUCUGGUUAUCAAAAAACUAUGAGAACAAUACUGCCUUAAUCAAACUGUGUAAUUGGAACUUGAUUUGUCCUUUAUUCACAGGAUGCAGUUGGCGUUGUCACUGCAAAUCCGUGGUUCUCAAUCCUGUUCCUGCCCUCCACCCAUUGCCAGAAUGUCUUCAUUCAAACCCUCCCUUAAUCAGGCUUAUGUGCUCCUUAAUAGGCUGGGAAUGAAUUUUGGCAGGUUGAAAGCAGAUGAGUUGGAAUGAAAACAUUCUGGCUGGGGGGCGGACUGUGAACAACUGCUAUAAAUUAACGUGUGAGACAUUAUCCAUGCCAAAAUGUAACAGGACUGGGCCAUUUACUACUUUGGGUUAUGGGGAGACACACUUCACAUUUCAAGCAGGUUUGCAAUCAGCCCUUGUCAGUCUUGCACCCCAAUGUCCUUUCCUUAAUAAGAGUUUCCAUUCCAGUAGCAUCCUCCAUGGGGGGGCGGGAGGGGGGGGCAACCAAAAUCUGCUUCUUCUCAACCACUGUGCUGUUUCUCCUACAGCUGCAGGCAGCUUAUUGUAUCGUUGAAAAGCUUUUCCCCCAUUUUUUCUGUUUGUAAAACGAUGAGUUGUGUUUAUCUUCUUUUUAUUCUACAUGGUACUUGUCUUCCUCUCUCUGUCUCUAUGCAUAUAUAAAAUAUAUGUGUCAGUUGCACUAUGUUUAAGCAGGUUAACUCAGAUGUGCAAUAAAUUAAAAAAUUCAUAUAUAUAAUUAAAAAAUAUAACUCUGACUUUUGAAAGUUGUCAUUUCUAAGCGUGAUACUCAGGUGGGAAGGUCAUACUCCGGUGGGUCAGCACGGCUUAGUAAAUAUCACAUUUUACAUGGAUUCAUUUACUAAUUAAAAUCCAGUUAAUUAAAAAUGUCUUUAAUCAUGUCAGUUUUCUGUAAUGUUUGUAAACUAUUUUCAAAACAUAAACAAAAAAAAGCUGCCUCCCUAGAUGUUAAUAUGCAUUUGUCCUGUUGUACCCAACCCUUGACUUGACUUGUAUGUUCUAUAACCAAAUGUUUUAUUUAUAUCACACAAAUAUAUGUGGAUCAUUCUUGAAA